This is a messenger RNA of Pungitius pungitius (ninespine stickleback), 3417 nucleotides long. Its product is annotated as germ cell-specific gene 1-like protein. Gene Ontology annotation, cellular component: plasma membrane. The transcript is spliced from 7 exons. Bases 1940 to 3004 code for a protein of 354 amino acids. Lineage: Eukaryota; Metazoa; Chordata; Actinopteri; Perciformes; Gasterosteidae. The record is from RefSeq and is a predicted model, not a curated record.
UCUUUCUCAAAUUCAUCUUCCAGACAUGCACACAAUGUUGUUUUUGCCUGUUUUUUGUAAAUAUUGUAAAUAAAUUAUUGUAAAUUCGAAACAGCCUUUACAACUACUUUUUUUAAGGAUUCACAUUUGGCACCCAAAAAUACACAUGUAACCACUGCUGAUGUGGGGGAAAAAAGGAAAUCAUAUGGAUCCAUUGGUUCUCAAACCUAUUCACACUUUUAGUGUAGUAAUUGAAUAACCAGUGAAAGGAACAUUUUCAUAGACUGAUUUUUGGGAGAAGGAACGGACAGACAGGGGGCACUACAGUAACAGAUGGACUUAGGGGGAAGAGGGAUUAUAUGAUUCAGAAUGGGUUUGUGACAUAAAUUCCAAAGAAAGAGAGGAGUGCGGCGCGGAGACCGAAGCUCCGUCGCUCCAUCAGCCCUGCAUCUCCUUCCAACUAUUGGCCAGGAGGGUUAAAGGGAGGAGCACAGCUGGAGAUGUAAGGGCCACUGCUGGAGGAGGAAUACUGGUGGCAGAUGCACAAGGGAGCGAUGAAGAAGUUAGUGACAUGCAGAACACUUUCAAGAUGGAGUAAAUAAUAUCUAAUGUCUUGAGGUUUUUAAGGGCUCUGGAACAAGGCGGAUUGCAACCUCAUGUUUGAGUGCUACAAGGGACAACAAAAAUAUCUUUGGUAGGUACUCGUCACAUUUUAUUUAAAGGAUAACUGCAGCCGAAACGAUUCAGUUUACAGGAUAUCAAUCAUUUUCGUCAUUUUUAAAAGAAAACGUCCCUAAUUUGAUCGAUUUCUUUGUUAUUUAUGAGGUUAACGCAGUAGCUUUGGGUGAGACGUUACAUUUCAGAUUAAACAAGUAAUAUUACGUUUUUCACUUUUCUCACAUGAAGGGACUAAAGAAUCUAUUGUGAGUUAAAACAGUAUAUUGUGUUGUAUUAACAUAUUUUAGUCAAACUGAGUAUAUUUUAUUUAGGCUCUAAUCAGGCAAAUGGUGUGUGUUUCUAAUCAGUUGCUUAGAAUUUGUCAGAAUAAGACAGAAGAACGUCUGAAAUCUGAAAUAUGUUAUUGUUAUUGUUGACAGAAUUACCAGUUUCAUUUUUUGUUGAUAUUUUGAGGUCUUCAUCUAAGAUUUUGGCUAAAUCUGAGAUACACUUCCAAGUUGUCCCUGCUGUCAAUCUUUGUCACACUGUAUAUCUUCACCACUGAAGAGUAAUCUUAAAUUAGAAGAAAUUCUAAUAAUGAUAAUAAUGUGAUGGUAAUAAAUGUGUUUAUUGUUGAAUACUAUUUUAUAAACUGGAAAAUUGUUGGGUUCCCAUAGCUCAGGCUUCGUGCAAAAUUCGGUGGUUUUAAGUGAUGCUUUGUUGUAUUUCAGGGUCUGAUGGGGAGUCAUUGCGUGAGAAAGAGGCAGCACAAAUGGAGCCAGCGGCGGAGGUCAUGAUGAGCGGCAGGGUCGGGCCUCAAUGAGGGGAUCCGGAAACGGGGAUCUCUCAGCCGGGGUCACAGCACGGCACACAUCGCUUGCUCUUUCAUAGCCCGUCUUUAGACCCGGCUUGAGGGUUUAUGUGUCCAUGGGCCCCUUUUUUUUGCCCGUGAUGUUCAGUUGCUACCAUCAAACUGAUCUAUUUUGUGCACACAAAAAAAGGCUCUUCUAGCGGGGGAGUCAGGGGAUGUGUGGCCACAGUUAUUCCCCCUCGGGACAUCACGUGCAGCAUUAUGUUAUGUCGGUUAUGAACCGUCGUUCCCCGGAAUCCUCUCCUGCUCACUUUAUCUUCCAUCUGUCCUUCCCCCACGUCCAUAAACGUCUUCUGCCUCAACGGUUGCAUCGUAUUUAUCUUUUCAUUUAAACCGGGGAGCAGCUCAUCACCUCACGGCUCCAUCUGCGACUACGCCUUGCCCCCUCUUUCCCUUCUUCACCCCCGCCCUCCCCCCCUCACCUGAUCGGCCAUGCUGGAGGGUAUGUCCCGUCGAUCUCGCUCCCUGCUCUCCCUGACCUUGACCACUCUGGCCCUGGCCCUCUCCAUCCUGGCCCUCUGCACCUCUUACUGGUGCGAGGGCACCCACAAGGUGGUCAAGCCCCUCUGCCUGUCACCCGUCAAGAUGAAGAACUGUGGGCAGAACAACAGCGAGCCUUACACCACAGAGAGUCCCACCCAGAACCCCUUCAACCGCACGCUGUCUCCAGCCAGGAGGGACGAGCUGGCCAAGAUCAGACAGAGGCAGCUGGCCAACGCCGUCCAGUACAUCUGGGAGACGGGAGAGGACAAGUUUGCGUUUAGGUACUUCCACACGGGCUUCUGGGAAAGCUGUGAGAAGCACAACGACGGGGAGAAAUGUCGGAGCUUUAUCGAGUUAACUCCUGGAGAAACUCAGGGUGUGCUCUGGCUCUCAGUUGUUUCAGAGUUCACAUACAUCGGUCUGCUGGGGAUGGGCUUCUUACUGAUGUGGCUGGAAGUCUUGUGUUCCAAGAAGGAGAUGCACUCCCUAAAAAUUAAUGCCUACGCAGCUAUCUGCACCGUGUUGUCAGGUCUUCUCGGGAUGGUGGCCCAUAUGAUGUUCACCACCGUGUUUCAGAUGACAGUCAUUGUGGGCCCCAAAGACUGGAGGCCUCAGUCCUGGGACUACGGCUGGUCUUUUGCCCUUGCCUGGGUGUCCUUCAGUUGCUGUAUGGGGGCGGCCGUGGUCACGCUCAACUCCUACACAAAGACCAUCAUCGAGCUCCGUCGCAAGCAGAGGCUCCGUCUGGAGGAAGCGAGAGCCGCCACUCACGCUCCUUCCUAUGACGAGGUCGUUCCGGGAGGCGGGCUCUACUCCGUCAGCGGCCUGCUGGAGUGUCCCGACGGCAUGAUCGACGUGGCGUGGGCCCCGAAUGGCAGCGUGGUUGAAGUGGGAAAUGGGGAUGUGCCAACGCUGGUUUUGGUGGGAGGCUGUGGCCCAGAAGGGUGUGAAGACUGUGAGAGAGAGAUGGAUGAGAUGGACUGCGCCAUGGACAGAGUGGAUUCACCUUGUUAGGGGAUCUUUUUUUUUUUAUUCUGCAACUAAAAAGGGCCUGAAAAACUGAAAAGGGGAAAGACACCGUCACCGUGCCGAGGGCAACGUGAGCAUCUUUCACUAUGACUUUCAGUGAAGUUGGGGAAUACUGAUUUGUGAGUGAUUGCUGAUCAAAUUAAUGCAUAUCGAAUUGCAAGGACUAUAUUAUAUAAAUAUGUCACACUGACAUGCAAGGCAGCGUGUUUUUCACAGUGCCUCAUGCUAGGAAAGUAAAUGUGGGCCUCUAUAUUUAAAAGCAUAUACAAAUUUUAUUGUUUAUACAUCAACAUGCAACAUGCAAAGGACGCUGUUCUUUUCACUGCUUGAUGCUUCUUCUCUCAUAAGCCUGUCCUUCAGACUAAAUAUACAAUAAGACAACGUUCUUCCUUUCUCAA